Messenger RNA from Rhizoctonia solani, 1248 nucleotides. Its product is annotated as Retrotransposon-derived protein PEG10. The transcript is spliced from 3 exons. The coding region runs from base 1 to 1248 and encodes 415 amino acids. The record is from RefSeq and is a predicted model, not a curated record. NCBI's taxonomy places the organism in Eukaryota, Fungi, Basidiomycota, Agaricomycetes, Cantharellales, Ceratobasidiaceae.
AUGUUGCAGGAUGUUACACAAGCAGUAGAGAGCGCAAUUCAGCACCUUCUGACUGUCCCCAGCAGCAUAGAUCCAUACACACCUCCCAGAAGAAUCUUCACAGUCAUAGACAACACCCUCAAGGCCCCUUCUGGCUCAGGCAGCUCAGGCAACAAGGACUUCUUAGUCCCUAUCAAGGAUGAGCCUGACCCAAAAGGAAAAAGGGUCAAAUUGGAGUCACCGGAACCACCUAAAACAACCCCAAACACCUCCUGGGCAAUCCUACACACCCAGGAACACCUUGAUCCCAGCCCAGAGCAGCCCUUCAUCAGGCCAACACCUGUAGACCUCCCAAGCGCAUCUCAAGCAGCAACAAGAGAAACAAAUGAAGAAAAGGAGGCAAGAACGCUACACAACAUUGCUACCAUCAUGGGCAGAGCAUUAUCUGUCCCACUUCAGAGCACCUUCAGGGGACUGUCCCAAACUCCUGGUCCACACCAAGGGAAAUCAAAAAUCCCUGCUCCUGAGAAGUACAAUGGCAAGAAGGGCCCUGCAUCCAAAUCAUUUAUCCUGGAUUGCAAAACCUACUUCCUUAGCAAUGCUUUCUCAUUUCCUUCUGACCACAAUGGACAACCCAAGAAGUGGGGACAGAUCUAUUUAGAGAAGCUGCUGAAUGGGGAUGACAAGCCAACCUUGGAAUCAUGGGAUACAUUUGAAACAGCAUUCUUGCGCAACUGGAGCAAUCCAGCAGCAGCACAAAUUGCAGAACGGCGCCUGCGCAAGCUCAAGCAGCUGAAAUCAGCAAGCAAUUAUGCCACAGAGUUUAGAAUCAUAGCCAGCAAACUAGAAUGGUCAGACCCUGCCCUCAUUGCCUCCUUCCGCCAGGGACUCAAGGCAGAAGUCAGAAGCAAGCUAAUUGAGUACACCCUGCACAAGAACAUCACUGCACUAGACAAGUUUAUCUCCACUGCCUGUCUAAUUGAUGACACACUGUUUGAAGCAUGCAAGGAGCUAAGAAAGGAUAGCAACAGCAGCACCAGCUCACCACAACGCCCUGCUCAAGGGCACUCAAGCAAUUUUGUUUCCAAGAAGGUUCAGGAAGCAAGAAGAAACGCUGGAGAAUGUUCCAAAUAUGGGGAGAAGUCUCACAAAUGGGAGGACUGCAAGAAUGGAUGGUGCCUCAGAACAAUAGAACUCUCUAAGCCUGAAUCAGCAAAGGCUGCAGAAGUAGAAGAGCUAGAAGUGCUUCCCCAAGCAGGAAAAGUCUAA